Messenger RNA from Chironomus riparius, 2192 nucleotides. The record is from the annotation of a GenBank genome assembly. Lineage: Eukaryota; Metazoa; Arthropoda; Insecta; Diptera; Chironomidae.
GGAAAAUUCCUUACUUUCACUUUCUCGAAUUGCUGCGCAUGCUUGCAGAAUAUUUUCCCAGAGAAUUAAGUUCCUUUAUUCGCUCUUUGUAGACUUUUCUCAGAUUCCUUUUCCUUCCCAUCGCUGAGAGGAUUUUAUUUUUGUUCCUAUACACAUCACACACGACAUUGUAUAUUGAAAAUGAUCAAAAUAAAAGAACUAAGAAAGACUGUUAGUCAGUAAGUCGAAAGCCAUCAAUAAAAUCAGAUGCUUUUCGUCUCGAUGGAAGUGAAAUUCUUUGGACUUGGACGGAAAUUUUUUUCUUUAAGUUAAUCAAAAUAUUUUUUUUUUCGGUUGUUCCUUGUCGUAUUGAAAGUGACGUCAAUUUAUCAUAGAAAAUUGUCUCAAUCUAUCAUCGGAUGAGAUUUCAGGAAGUCGAAAGGCAUGAAAUGUUGGCAGUGCUACAUGCCGUAUUUCAUAUGUGAUCGCAGAGACAAUUUCCAAAACGUGAUUGUUUUACGUAAAAAUAUAAAAAGUCAUUCGAGACAAAUCGAAACUUGAAAGAAUUAACAAGCAAGCAAGCAUACUGUCUGACUAAAAAAAAUGUGUUUUGUGCGGUUUUGGCAGUUUCGAGAGCUUUAAUAGAUUGUGAAUGUUGAAGAGAAAAUAAAAUUUAUUUAGUUGACAAUUUAUUUUUGUGUGUCUUGAUGAAUAUGUGAUAUAAACACGGGGGCAAUGGAAUUUAAUGGAUAUUUACGACAGCCACAAAAAAAGUGCUGACAAUGAACGAGAAUAAAAAAAGAGGAGAAAAAUGCUUUUUUUAUUGACUUAAUUCAACCAAUAAAAAGUGUUUAAAGCUUUCGGUUUUGUUGCUCUGUCUCGUUCUCGCAUUCUUGUUGAGUCACUGACUGAUCAACGAGUGAUUGAGAGGAAAAUUGAUGUGAAUAAUAAAAAUACUGAAUUAAUUAGUUUAUUUAACAAUAUCAAGUGACGAAGUUUUAAACUAUUACAAUAAUAAAAUGUUAUCGAAACUAGGAAUUAAUUUAAUUGUUUUGCUGUUAAUUAUUGAUGAUAUAGCACAUAGCAGCUGGGAAGAAUGGUGGACUUAUGACGGUAUCUCGGGGCCUGGUUUUUGGGGCUUAAUAAAUCCUCAAUGGAAUAUGUGUAAUAAAGGAAGGCGUCAGUCGCCGAUCAAUGUUGAACCAGACAAGCUAUUGUUUGAUCCUUAUUUACGACCACUUCACAUUGAUAAACAUAAGGUAAUAUCGGGAACAUUACAGAAUUCUGGACAGUCGUUAGUGUUUCGUGUAGAUAAAGACUCGAAGCAACAUGUAAAUAUAUCGGGUGGUCCUUUAGCAUAUAGAUAUCAAUUUGAGGAAAUUUACAUUCAUUACGGUACUGAGAAUAAUCAAGGCUCGGAGCAUCAAAUUCACGGUUAUGCUUUUCCUGGUGAAAUCCAAUUAUACGGUUUUAAUAAAGAAUUAUAUCAUAAUAUGUCAGAGGCACAGCAUAAAGCUCAAGGAAUUGUCGGAAUCUCAUUGAUGGUUCAAAUAGGUGAAACAUUGACGAACGAACUUAGGAUGUUAACUAGCACAUUUAAUAAAGUCACGUAUAAAGGUUCUUCCACGCAAAUAAGACAUCUAUCAUUAAAGUCAUUACUUCCGAAUACGGAACAGUAUAUGACAUAUGAAGGUUCCACAACACAUCCUGGCUGUUGGGAGAGCGUUGUAUGGGUGAUUCUUAACAAGCCCAUUUACAUAACAAAACAAGAACUCUAUGCAUUGAGAAGACUUAUGCAAGGAUCUGAACAGACGCCUAAGGCACCGUUAGGAAAUAAUGCAAGACCAUUACAACCUUUACAUCAUAGAACUAUUCGAACUAAUAUAGAUUUUGCAAAGGUAAAUGAAAACAAUCAACCUAUUGACAAUGAAUAUUAUCGGCCAAUAGAAAAAGUUUUUGAUGGGCAAAUAUCAAAAUAUAAACAAUUAAAUAAGAUUAAAGAACUUCCAGUAAAUGAUACAAUUUCAAGCGAGUCAAUAGAAAAUGAAGAAAAUUUAAGUGAUUCACAAGAUGAUGAUGACAGUUCUUCUACUAAUGAGCCCGAAAAAUCAUUUGCAAUGAAAAAUUCAAUAUUUGGUGCCUUGACUUUAAUGUUAUGCUUUAUUUUUGUAACACUUUUACAAUAAAAUUUGUUGAAUUUAUUAUUUUUUGAA